Molecule: messenger RNA, 8587 nt
Organism: Equus caballus (horse)
Lineage: Eukaryota; Metazoa; Chordata; Mammalia; Perissodactyla; Equidae
Gene: SEMA3A
Product: semaphorin 3A
Biological process (GO): negative chemotaxis; semaphorin-plexin signaling pathway; neural crest cell migration
Cellular component (GO): axon; plasma membrane; glutamatergic synapse
Molecular function (GO): neuropilin binding; semaphorin receptor binding; chemorepellent activity
Source: RefSeq, a predicted model, not a curated record
UACAUGUGUACAGGAAAACUCCGCGCUGCUCACGGUUCCUCCCUCCCUCCCUCUCUCUCUCUUUCUCUCUCUCUCUCUCUCUGUUUCCCUUUCAUUCUGCUUCCCCGGAGCCGAAUGAAGCAGGGAGCAGGAUUAGAGUCCGCCGGCUAUCGGAAGAGCCUAGAUAAAAAGAACUGCUUCUUAAGCACCACUGCAGCAGCUUUUGUUAAUUUUUUUUUUCCACACAACAGUUGUGCCUCAUUAUCCGGUGCCUGGCUCGAUUUUUUUUCUUUUUCUUGGAGGGUUUGAAGUUUCUGUGCUUCAGUGACUGUUUCAGAAGAAGAGGUGUUAGCGUUGCCUUGAGGUCUUGAUUGUCUGCAUUUAUGAAUGAAACUGACCUAAAUCACCUGUUACCUCCAGUUUCUAGAUUGUUUGAACUUCUCUGGCCGCACAAUACAGGAGGGAAGACUGAAGCAGCAUAAGGACCGCCAGCGGCUGCAGCAUGGGCUGCUUCGCUAGGAUUGUCUGUCUUUUCUGGGGAGUAUUACUUACAGCAAGAGCAAACUAUCCAAAUGGGAAGAACAAUGUGCCAAGGCUGAAAUUAUCCUACAAAGAAAUGUUGGACUCCAACAAUGUGAUCACUUUCAAUGGGUUGGCCAACAGCUCCAGUUAUCAUACUUUCCUUUUGGAUGAGGAACGGAGUAGGCUGUAUGUUGGAGCGAAGGAUCACAUAUUUUCAUUCAACCUGGUUAAUAUCAAGGAUUUUCAAAAGAUUGUGUGGCCUGUAUCUUACACCAGAAGGGAUGAAUGCAAGUGGGCUGGAAAAGAUAUCCUGAAAGAAUGUGCUAAUUUCAUCAAGGUGCUUAAGGCUUAUAAUCAAACUCACUUGUAUGCCUGUGGAACAGGGGCUUUUCAUCCAAUUUGCACCUACAUUGAAAUUGGACAUCAUCCUGAGGACAACAUUUUUAAGCUGGAAGACUCACAUUUUGAAAAUGGCCGUGGGAAGAGUCCAUAUGACCCUAAACUGUUGACGGCAUCUCUUUUAAUAGAUGGAGAAUUAUACUCUGGAACAGCAGCUGAUUUUAUGGGGCGAGACUUUGCUAUCUUCCGAACUCUUGGGCAGCACCACCCAAUCAGGACAGAGCAGCACGAUUCCAGGUGGCUUAAUGAUCCGAGGUUCAUUAGUGCCCACCUCAUCCCAGAGAGUGACAACCCUGAAGAUGACAAAGUAUAUUUUUUCUUCCGUGAAAAUGCUAUAGAUGGAGAACACACUGGAAAAGCCACUCACGCUAGAAUAGGUCAGAUAUGCAAGAAUGACUUUGGGGGGCACAGAAGUCUGGUGAAUAAAUGGACAACAUUCCUCAAAUCUCGUCUGAUUUGCUCAGUGCCGGGUCCAAAUGGCAUUGACACUCAUUUUGAUGAAUUGCAGGAUGUAUUCCUAAUGAAUUCUAAAGAUCCAAAAAAUCCAGUUGUAUAUGGAGUGUUUACAACUUCCAGUAACAUCUUCAAGGGGUCAGCUGUGUGCAUGUAUAGCAUGAGUGACGUGAGAAGGGUGUUCCUUGGUCCGUAUGCUCACAGGGACGGUCCCAACUAUCAGUGGGUGCCUUAUCAAGGAAGAGUCCCCUACCCACGGCCAGGAACUUGUCCCAGUAAAACAUUUGGUGGGUUUGACUCUACAAAAGACCUCCCUGAUGAUGUUAUAACGUUUGCAAGAAGUCAUCCAGCCAUGUACAAUCCAGUGUUUCCUAUUAAUAAUCGUCCAAUAAUGAUCAAAACGGAUGUAAAUUAUCAGUUUACACAAAUUGUAGUCGAUCGAGUGGAUGCAGAAGAUGGCCAGUAUGAUGUCAUGUUUAUUGGAACAGAUGUUGGGACCGUUCUUAAAGUAGUUUCAAUUCCUAAGGAGACUUGGCAUGAUUUAGAAGAAGUUCUGCUGGAAGAAAUGACAGUUUUUCGGGAACCAACUACUAUUUCAGCAAUGGAGCUUUCCACUAAGCAGCAACAACUCUACAUUGGCUCCACUGCAGGGGUGGCCCAGCUCCCUCUGCACCGCUGUGAUGUUUAUGGGAAGGCCUGUGCCGAGUGCUGCCUCGCCAGAGACCCUUACUGCGCCUGGGAUGGCUCCUCAUGCUCUCGCUACUUUCCUACCGCAAAGAGACGCACAAGACGACAAGAUAUAAGAAAUGGAGACCCACUGACUCACUGUUCAGACUUACAACACCAUGAUAAUCACCAUGGCCACAGUCUUGAAGAAAGAAUCAUCUAUGGAGUAGAAAAUAGUAGCACAUUCCUGGAAUGCAGUCCAAAAUCGCAGCGAGCUCUGGUCUAUUGGCAAUUCCAGAGGCGAAAUGAAGAGCAGAAAGAAGAGAUCAGAGUAGAUGAUCACAUCAUCAGGACGGAACAAGGCCUUCUACUCCGUAGUCUACAGAGGAAGGAUUCAGGCAAUUACCUCUGUCAUGCUGUGGAACACGGAUUCAUGCAAACUCUUCUUAAAGUCACCCUGGAAGUCAUUGACACAGAACAUUUGGAAGAACUUCUUCACAAAGAUGAUGAUGGUGAUGGCUCUAAGACCAAAGAAAUAUCCAACAGCAUGACACCCAGCCAGAAGGUCUGGUACAGAGACUUCAUGCAGCUUAUCAACCACCCCAACCUGAACACAAUGGAUGAGUUCUGUGAACAAGUGUGGAAAAGGGACCGAAAACAACGACGGCAAAGGCCAGGACACACCCAAGGGAACAGCAACAAAUGGAAGCACUUACAGGAAAAUAAGAAGGGUAGAAACAGGAGGACCCACGAAUUUGAGCGGGCACCCAGGAGUGUCUGAAGUGCAUUACCUCUAGAAACCUCAAACAAGCAGAAACUUGCCUAGACAAUAACUGGAAAAAAUGCAAUAUACAUGAACUUUUCUCAUGGCAUUACGGGGAUGUUUACAAUGGUGGGAAAUGCAACUGAGUUCCACCAAUUAUAAAUUAAGUCCAUGAGUAACUUUCCUAACAGGCUUUCCUCCUAAUUCCAACAUCUAAUAGAGGUCAGGUGAACACAGAUGUUCACUUUAGCAGACUCAAUGUUUCCUACGAGAUUUCAUUGUAGAGGUUUCACUUUCUUCUUUGCCUGAGAAAUAAAAAUGUCAUUUGCCAUAUUGCCAUCUAAAGAAGAAAAACUGCAUUAGUAAAGCCAUUUUAUUGAACUAAAAGUUUAAAAUAAACUGCAUGGAUUUACUAAGCUGAUGAAUAUUGCAAAAUGUGGUUGGAUUCAAGGAUAUUUUUUGUCUACCAGCACUCAUGUUUAUAUGUACUAGAGGAGUAAAACGAUACUAAAUGAAAUGGUCUGUGGAAACAUAAAAAAACAUAAACCAUUCAUCCUCUUGAAGAAAAAUGGACUACACUGAUCUACUACUGAUGUCUUCUUUCAGCUUUGACCUAAAGAUGUAUUUUAUUAAAACUAUAAUUUAAAUGUACCAUGACAAAUAUGCAGUAAAGUUUAGCUUUUUUCUAAGCUAGAGUAGGUCUUUGUCUUACAAUUAUUGUGCUAUAUAGUUUUUGUUUAAAAAACCCCAGUUGUGUGCUGCUUUUUUUUGACAUUUUGUCUUCAGUUCUGAGAGGGAUAGCCAGUAUUGUCCUAGAAACAUAUAUACAUUAUUAACAAUUAAUUCCUAAAACCUGGAUAUAAAUUAUGCUUUAUUUCUCUGAGGAAUUCAAACAAAUAACACCUCCCCUUGUUUAAGCAUUAUCUAACUUAAUUUUAACCUGCAUAAUGUCCUUAGAAAAACAGAGCAUUUAGCUAGCAAAAAAGGGAAGAAACAAAUUGAUUUGUUAAAUGCAUUUUUUUGUACCUAGUAGAUUAAUGAAGAAAAAAGGAACUGCAUAUUUCAUGAAAAUAAUAAGAAUUAUCUUAAUAUAAUGUUAAUAGAAAAUGUCUCUUAAUUCUGUGCUUGAAUCUCUGCAUGAUAUUUGAGACAUAAAAACUCUCUCAUGAUUCCAUUAGGAAUCUGUGCCACUUAAUUUUUUUUGAAAAGACAGAGAUCAGUAAUAUUCAGAACAGCUUAAAAGUAAAUUUCCCAACUCUGUCUACAUCUGUAUCAGCUGCCUCUUAUCUCACCAUGUUUAAGACAAUUAUCUGUCUAAAGAACACGUGAUUCUUUUCACAUCAAUGGGAAUGACUUUUAUACAAACUAUUUUCCAGGAUACAACCACACUCAAAGCAUGUUAAACCCUUUGUCAUGUCUCAAGGAUGUAUAAGACCUUCAGCCUUACAAUAUACUCUCUUUUGCACUGCACUCACCUUUCCCAGACUCCCUCCCUAGGGCCUUCAUCAUGCACAAAAAUGCAAAGGAAACAUCUCAUUGCCAAUUAAUGAAAGUGACAUUGAAAUUCUAACUCUAGCUGUCUUGGGAUUCUAAUUAACUGAGCAUUAAUUUCUCACCUCAGACUACAGUGAAUUUUUUAAAAAUUCUCUAUCAGCUGAAAUAUUUCACAGAUGGAAGCUCAUGUUUCAGUUUUAAUCAUUACUUUGAAUAAGCAAUUUGUUGAUGCUUGUUUCAAAUGAAAGUCUAAAAAUAUUCUACAUUCAAUUUUAGGCUCCAUUGAUUAAUACAGUGUUACUUUUGGAAGUACAUCGAAGUACAUCCUCAAAUGGUAGCUGAAUUUUAAAUUAUUUGAAGGACACACUCCCUGUAGAGAAAAAAAAAAGUGUUUGAAAUAUAAAUCAACGAACAAACAGUGCUCCAAAAAAUAGGUCAUUCUUUUAUUUUCAUAGAGUUUCUUAACUGUACUAAAAUUCAGUGUUGCGUUUCAUUCUAAAUUUGCAGCUACAUCAGAUUUAUUUGCAAUAAUAGAAGUAUCUUAUAAGUCCUUAAAAAUAAAGGAUUUGAAGGGAUAGAGGUUCUAUGAUAACUUUGGGAGGCCUUCCAAUGGCUGAAUGCAUUUUGUUUAGCAUUGUAAAAUAUCCAUAGAAAGAAAUUCUAGACUUCAAUUAGAAGAAACAAAAACAAACAAAUUUACUGUCAUGUCUCUAUAAACCAUCAAAUCUAUGUUUUCAAAGAAAAUUAUAGAUUUAACUUGCAGGUAAAUAACUCAUUGCAGUCAUAAUCUUCUGCCAAUGUGUAUUGAGAGGGGGCAGUUUGCACAAAAAAUAAUCGAAAUCUCAUUUAAUUUAGUUUUAAUAGGCUUUGGUAUAUGCAUGUAUUAUCAGAGUUGAAACUUUGUUAAGAGACUCACGUGACCUUAAGCAAAUGAUGACAGCAGUCUUAAGGUAGGAAAAAGGUACAUUGCAGCGGAGAAAUUAUGGCCCAGUUGAAAUCAAACAAAAAAUGUAAAUGCAUGUAAAUGCACACUUAAUGCUCCUCUUUAUGUAUUACUUAGUGACUUUUAAUAUGUGUUUAAUAUUUUUGCUACCUACACAUUAGGCAAAAGAGAUGUAAAUAAUUUUGAAAAGAAGAGGAAGAACAGUAUAAAAUGCAACUUUUUAUAGGUACUCAAUUUCAAUGUGUUCAACAUCAUCCUAAAAUGCAAGAUUUUCCCACACAGGUAACAAACUGGUUUAUGUGCUAUUUAAGGGCAGAAGGUGUGUGCCCAUUCAAUACGCAUGUUUUUUGCCAGGUAGUAAAUAUGUUCCAUAUCUGUAUUUAUCAUUGCAUUUCAGAUGGGAACUAGAAAACUGGAGAGAAAAAUGUAAUGAAAUUGCUGCUGUAAAUUAUUCCUUUUAGCAUGUAUUCAGUUGCUAAAUACACAUUUCUUCAAAAGAUUUGAAUUCAGAUGUCUUUACUGUUCCCCAUAGCAUAUGGUGUCAAGGAACAUAAGUUUAGAAAAUGUUGAGAACCAGAGCCAGGUUGCUACAUAAUCAGCUAGCAGAUUUCUUCAUUGUAGUCAUCUGUAAACUGGGUUCUAUUAUGGUGACGAUGUGAAUUUUUAUGCCCUUUAAUUUAAAUAUUGUUACAUUUAUGUCAUACCUAAAAAAGAAAUAUGGGGAUGAAAUCCUAUAAUGUGUCAUUAUGAUAAUCAGUUUGGUUUCAUUCAAGAUCUACAAAGAUACCCAAUAAUUGUUAUUGAAAUUGCCUAUCCUGAAGGUCAUAAGCAAGCAUUUUAUUAAUAUGGAGUGAUUAGUAUAACAUUUUGAAAUCUUUGGUUUAUGAAUUCAUUUUUUAAACACAAUUUGCAUUCAUUUUAAUGGAAAUCUAUCAAGUUUCAUGGUUUCAAAGACACACUUAACAAAUAGAAUUCAAUGUCAUCUUAUUGUGUUAUAGUGUGUUAGCUAUAAAUUGGCCUUAUGCCAGAGACAUCCAUUCUUUUUAUUUUCACUUUGUUUGUAAUAGUUAUUUAAAGUCGGUGAAUGUUUGCAAAAUGCACGUUUCCAUAAAGAAGAAAACAUUAUUUUUCAAAAAAUCUGCAAAAUGCUAUUAGUUUAUUUGAUUUCUAACAAUUUUCUUAUUCUAGUUAAUUAAAGACACAUACCUCUUUUAAGUUAAUAUAAUAAGAGGACCUGUAAAUGAAAGAGAAUGAAGUCACAGAAAUGGUGCCUCAUAUAGUAUGGUCAUUUUCAGUCAACCUGACCAAAGAAACACAUUGGUUUUUGUUUCAAAUACGCAAGCACACACAGGCACAGGUACCGAAUUAAACCAAACCAAACAAAAAGACGAUUUUGAAUAUAAAGAAAUUGAGCUUCUAGACACUUUAUCUUUUACAACCAGAUUCUUAUCCAUUCAAUUAAAUUCCAGUGAUAGAUUUUGUCUGUGUACUAUGUAAUAGGCACUGGUAAGUGAUGAGGAUAUUCAGAUGAGUGAGACAUAACCCCUAUCCUCAAGAGUUCACAAUGAAAUAAAGAAAACAAAAUGGCCUUACAUCAUCUUCUCUGGCAAGUCUUUCUUGAUCCUCGCAUCCCUAGGUUAGGCUAACCACCUUGUCUGUACUAAAUUUGUGCUUUCUAUAUACAUUUUAUUGCCACACUUAUCACGAAGUAUAAUUUCUUUGUUUACAUUCCCAUCUCCCUUUCUAGACUGUGAGCUCCUUGAGGACAGGAUCUAAUUCAUCUCUGCCCUCAGUGCUUCACAUGACACCUGGUAUAGGAAAUACCAAUAUACAUAAGUCAUUGUUGGAAAGAACCAGGUUACAAUGUGACAACUGCCAAAUGCAAGCUCAUAAUAAAAGUGCUAUGGGAUCAGAGAGUAGGAAGUAUUUAAAUUGUGGAAAGGGAUCACGGAAAUGUUCAGAAAACAAUACAGGCUGUGAAUUGAAAUAUAAGUCAGAUUUUCCCAGGUGAAGUAAAAUGAAGGGCCAUCUAGGCAGAAGACAUAAGGAGAAUGGAAGAUAGGGUGAAAAAUACUUUUAUUCUGGGAAAAAGUAUUCUCUGUGCUUGUACGAGCCCAGGCUUCACAAAGAAGAGUAAAAUGUCCCAUUACUAUGAGUCAAGAUGUUACAUUUGUUUGGUUCUUCUUGGAUUUUGAUUUAUUGCCCUCUAUUAGUAUUCACAUUCUCAUCACUGGCACAUGGUGGCAUUCACUCUGCUUCCUUCCAUCCCUUGACCUCUUUGCUCUCCCUCCCUCCUUUCUCUCUGAGUGUUGACCACUUUUAUCUUUACUCAGCUGGAGUCAUAGCACUGGGCAGUGUCCUCACAAUUAUCUUCAAACUAAUCUUUAUGCCAUAAUCUCUUCUCCAGUUCAACCUGUCGUGCUUCAGCUGGGAUUUGGAGACUAAUGGCUGGGAGAAAAUAGCUUUACCAGGUUGACCCCUCUGUGCUGCAACACAGUUCAGAUGAAGUUUCUCUUAUAUUUCACCUGCCUUCAGGAUUACCUCCCUCAUCUAGUAUUAGAUGACGUGGCCACAGGUUCCAACAUCGCCUUGCUAAUUAGCAAGGUGACUCACAAACAAGACUUCAUGAAAGAUAUCAUUAAGAUAUGAAGCCCGUAUUUGUUCAGUGGAUACCCUAGAUGGGGUACUUCAGGGCUAAACAAUGAUGCAGGUCAAGUUAACACAGAUAGUUGACAGGCAAAGUCUCCUAUUUUUUUUCUUUAAACAAAAGAAAAAGUUUUAAAAAAUGAGGAGGCCUAGCUGCAUCUUGAAUCUGUCAACUCCACACCACCACUAUAUUAAACUGUCAAGUUUUUUCUCUUGUAACAAAAGAAUGUAUUUUAUGUCUCUUAAUGUAAACAUUAUACUUGUAGACACACUAUUUAUUUAUAUGGUACCUAAGCAAAAGUUUUCAUAAAUGUGUUCAAGUCAUCACAAUUUGGGUAAAUUUUAAGUCUCAACUUCCAUGCUUUCUUUGUAAAUCUCACUGAAGCAUUAGCCUUCAAGUAAAUCACGUUUUUAAAUUCAUGUCAGUUGUGUAACGCAGUUCUUAAUGUUUUCAUUGUUUUAUUGAUAACUAAUUCUAGAGACACUUAAAUGCUUUCAGAUCAAAUUUUGUGUCUAAAGAUCAAACAGCUUGUCUACUUUAGGAUUUUGUAAUACGUAUCACAUUUUAGGGUGUCUGCAUCCCUGAAUUUCAAAAAAAGAAUGACAGUUUCAUUAGUUCUGAAAUAUUCUUAUUUUUUCAUGCAAUGUUUUAAAUUGCUGAUAAAUGUCAGCACAUUAGUAUAGGUCUCUAUACACCAUUCAAUAAAUUCUGCUUGAAUUUA